AUGACAAUGUUAAGCCUGGGUGCUCCUCACAUGUCACGUGAGUUCUACCGUUUUACUAAAGCACUAGGAGAAGCCCGGUCGAAGGAUGAGGAGGAACGUGUCGUCUUGGGGGAGAUUGGCUCUUUAAAGCGUCUAUUCUUAGCUAAAGAUGUGGAUAGGGAAAGUUUGAAGGAAUAUCUGGUUCGUGCCGUUUACGUAGAGAUGCUGGGUUUCGAAGCUCCUUUCGCCCACAUCCAUGCGAUAAACAUGGCACAAGAACGCAAAUUAGUGUGUAAACAGGCAGGUUACUGGGCGUGUCGACAGCUUCUUAAACCACAAUCUGAGUUGAUGUUACUGCUGAUAAAUACCAUCCAAAAGGAUUUACAGAGUCCACAUUUCAUGGAUGUAUCGUGCGCGUUACAAUGUGUCUGCGAUUUGGUUAACCAGGACAUGAUACCAACCAUUUUGCCAUGUGUGUUGCGAUGCCUGGAGAGUGAGAACGAACAUGUCCGAAAGCACGCUAUAAUGGCUGUUCGCCGCUUUCACGAGUUUGAUAAUUCUUGCGUGGAUGACCUGACUGGUAUCAUUGAACGUGGUAUUUGUGACCCUCGCCCUUCGGUGAUGGGUUGCACCUUAUCACUAUUGCAAGACGCUAUUGCAUUACACCCCCGAAGUUAUCGUCAUCUAGUACCCUCACUAGUUUCGAUUUUAAACCAGAUAAUUGAUCGGCGUCUUAAUCGUGCGUACGACUACCAUCGUGUACCUGCGCCUUGGACGCAAAUCGCAAUUAUUUCUAUUUUCGGUCGUAUGGGUCGUGGCGAUCGCCGGGUUUCGGAACAAAUCUUCGAUUGCCUUCAGAACGUGCUGCAGUAUGCCGAGUCUCUGCCAUAUACGGCUGGAGUAAUCAGCAAUGCGAUAAUUUUCGAGUGCGUGAAGACUAUCGCAUCUAUUACCCCUCGUGAGAGUCUGACUACUAUGUGUUCGAUCUCAGUUUCACGGAUGUUGAGUUCGGAUAACAAUAAUUUGCGUUAUGCUGGAAUUGCAGGGUUGGGUACACUGGUCAGUGUUGACAUGUCAUAUGCUGUGGAGAACCAACUGGUAGUGGUUUCUUGUCUCGAGGAUCGUGAUGAGAUGAUCCGUCGGCGUACCCUCGACCUAUUAUAUCGCAUGACUAAUUCUAAAAACGUGGUUACAAUUGUUGGAUGUUUCUUGGGCCAACUACGUUCGAAAUGUGAACGCCAUUGGAGUGCUGAGUUGAUAAGCAAGAUUACUCUACUUUGUGAAAAGUUUGCUCCUAGUGCUCUAUGGUACGUAGAUACCAUCCUGGAGUUGAUGAUGCUGGCACCGGACUUGCUUAAGGACGAGUUACUGUUCAGUACGGUACAUGUGUUGAAGGAAAACAUCGGUGACGUAUCGUUCCGUAAUAUAAUCUUAUCACGAGUGUCAGAUUUGAUGAAGCGAUCUGAAUUAUUACCUGAGAUGGUGGUUAAGUUGGUCAGUUGGGUCUACGCGAACUUCCCACUGUAUGAGGACGAAACUAACAAUAAACCUACCGAUGGUAUCACGUGCACUUCUACCCCUGUAUCAAGUGAGGAACUUCAGGAUGCAGCGGACGUGACUGAUGAAGAUGAGAUUGCCCAAGUGGACGAAGUUACAUCGCAAUCCGUCGAUAGUAGCCCUGAGAGAACCGAGGAGACUGAAGCUGAAACACCACGAGUUAACAAGAAAGAUAUAUUAUCUGAAGCAGUUUUACAGGGAUAUAUUGACGUGUUGUUACAGUUUUUACUGCGUUAUCGCCAGAGCAGUUCUACUGUCUGCUGGGUUUUGGGUUGUAUGCGUAGUCUUAUAAUUGCGAAUUCCUAUAAGAUAUCUUCUACUGUGGACUGUGCGUUAUCUCAAUUCGAGGGUUCCAAUUGUACCGAAGUUACACAGCGGUGUAAGGAGAUACGUGCACUUUGCAGCUUGCAACCUAAGCUCCAAUGGAGAUAUGAGAGCUAUGACAACAACCUUGGUUUUUUGGAAGGUUAUGUCCAACAAAGUGUAUUAUCUGGAUCUCGGGCUUACGAACGUCCUGUUGUUGAAGAGCCUAGUGUAACGGAGCCCGAACAUUUGAGUCCCGUACCAGAGCUGCGGUUCGAGCCCUAUGCUCUGAAAUCGGAACAGAUGUCCGAAUAUAAGGAGACUCUGACGACGGAGGAUUUGGUCAACGAGGAGCUAAUGUGUUCCGACGUUCCUCGUAGUUGGGGUCCUUCAGGCUAUGUAAACAAGAGUAGUGUUGAUGAAGUUGCUGAGCCUGUUUCAGCACCUGAAACAACAUCUCGGUCCACACCACUUGAUGAACCCACGUCUCAGUCAUUGCCAGUUGAACCGUCCAUCGACCUUGCCAUUCUUUCCAGCGGUUCACGUGCAUCUCGAGCUGCCGAACCGCAAGGUUAUGUAUGGCGUAAACCUGAGCGCCCAGCUCCCAGUCAACAACAUGUUGAGAUGGCUCGCGCACUAUUCCAAGGCAUCGGGACAUCGGAUAGCACUAAUGCUCCUGAUUCCUAA
Babesia sp. Xinjiang is the source of this 2526-nucleotide messenger RNA. RefSeq names its product AP-4 complex subunit epsilon. The coding region runs from base 1 to 2526 and encodes 841 amino acids. The transcript has 4 exons. The record is from RefSeq and is a predicted model, not a curated record. Lineage: Eukaryota; Apicomplexa; Aconoidasida; Piroplasmida; Babesiidae. Gene Ontology annotation, molecular function: cargo adaptor activity. Gene Ontology annotation, cellular component: membrane coat; AP-4 adaptor complex. Gene Ontology annotation, biological process: intracellular protein transport; receptor-mediated endocytosis.